Musca domestica (house fly) is the source of this 2450-nucleotide messenger RNA. Its product is annotated as MICOS complex subunit Mic60. Gene Ontology annotation, cellular component: MICOS complex. The transcript is spliced from 12 exons. Gene Ontology annotation, biological process: phosphorelay signal transduction system; cristae formation. Lineage: Eukaryota; Metazoa; Arthropoda; Insecta; Diptera; Muscidae. The record is from RefSeq and is a predicted model, not a curated record. Bases 146 to 2278 code for a protein of 710 amino acids.
AAUUCGUUUCUCUCUGUAGUUAUUCUGCUGUGCUCUUGGUCAAGUUGAUUACGGGAAGAGAUUUCCUACGAAGAAAACGGAGCUUAAAGCCGGUUCUAACAAAAUUGUUUAGCGUUAAAUUUACGGAAUAUUUGACUAAAGAAUCAUGUAUCGUUUGGCCUUGAGGGAGCCUUGCAAAAGUGCUCUGCAGAGAACUCUGCAACAUCAAACUCGCAGACAGUAUAGCAACAGCAAUGGCUUACCACCAAAUGUUCGCGAGGCCGGCUUGGGUAAAGUUAUUGUAUUAUUGACACCAGUUGCUAUUGUUGGCGGUGCGAUAUCAUAUGCGAAAUACGACAAAGAAUUUCGAAAAACGCUCGAACAAAAUGUUCCCGGUGCGGAAUCGCUUAUAAAAGUCGCUUUACAAGAAGAAAAUCCUUUCAAAGGUAUUAACGAUCAAAUCGAUAGUGUUAAAAAACAGUUUGACGGAGUAUCCAAGACAAUAACAAAUGCCACCUCAACUGUGACUGGUUUGUUCGGUGGGUCGGAUAAGGAGAAAGAGCAACCUAAAAAAGUAGACGAAGUUAAAUCUAAAGCUGUUCCCGUUCAGAAAGCUGUGCCUGCCACAACUGCUACCAAAGCUCCCGAGACAAAACCUGCAGCAAAAGUUAGUGAACCAACUCCCAAACCUGCCCCUAAACCUGUUGAACCCUUGCCCUCUGAUGUAUUAGAAUUGCAACAUGCUGUGGAAGUUGCCGCUUCUGUGGCUGUACAAGAAUACAACAAGGCCAUUGAUAUUUUGAAAAACUUUAAUAAUGAUGUACGACGCAUUGUUGAUCAUGCUGUUGAAAAUGUUGAUGCCUCAACAUGGACAACUUUAAAGAACAAGACAAGUGCUCGAGAUUCUUCUGUGUCUACAGCAGAAAAAUUAGCUCGUGAAGCUUUAGAAAAAAUUGAAAGAUGUGAAAUUGCUUUGGCAAAGGCUGCAAAACCUGAAAACCAUGAGCAAAUAUUGGCUGCCCGUAAUAAGAUCAAGACUUUAGUAGACCACAUCAAUACUGUCAAAGAUGAACUUUAUAAGAAUAAAGACCUUGCUAGUAUGUCGGAAAAAUACUGGAGAAAUGUUGAAAAAGCCCGUAACUAUUUCGUAGAAGAGAUUGAAUCAAUUUUCCCCGGUUUAAAUUUGGCUGAGAAGAAAUUAUUGUUGUCUUCCGAAGAUCUAGAUUUGUUCAUCACCCAUGCCUAUUCACAUGUAUUGGCCCUUCAAAAGGAAUUACAACGCUUGCAAACAGAUGGAGAAUUGCGUUUGAAGCGAGCCAUUGAUGCUUUGCGCGGCGACAGCGAUUCUGAGGCCGUUAAGGCUCAACUGGAAUAUCUGUUAGAAGCAGAAAAGCGUAAAUUGGCCAUUGAAAAUCAAAAGAAGAUUCUACAAAUUCGUGCCGAUGCUGAGAGGCAAUUGCGCCAACAUUUAAAACAACAAGCUGAAGCACAUAUGGACCAUUUGAAAGAUGCCGUUAGCAUGAGGGAAAGUGAAUUAAAACGUAACUAUUCCAAGGAAUUGGAAGAUAAAUUGGCAACUGAAAAGGCUAAUUAUAAAUUGCAAUUGGCUGCUAUGCUUGGUAAAUUACGUGGCAUGGAUGCUGCUUUGCAAGAAAUUGAUGCUGAAUUAAGAGCUCGUGCCGAGUCGGAGCGUUCAGCACAUCAAGCCCAAGCUUUGUGGGCUGCCUGUCAAGCUUUAUGGUCAACAGUCAGGACUGGUGAACCCGGCGAAGAUUGGAAGAACAAAUUGCGUCCACUGAAGAAAGAAAUUAAGGCCAUAACCAAAGUUGCCGAGGGUGAUGAAUUAGUUGCUGUAGUUAUUCAAAAUCUACCAAAGGAAGCUCAAGAGCGCGGUGUAUUCCCGGAAGAUGCUUUGCGUGAACGUUUCUUAAAUGUUGAACGUGUAGCACGGAAAUUAGCUCUUGUCCCCGAGGAAGGAGCUAGUCUACCAAAAUAUAUGUUGUCUUACUUGCAAUCCUUAUUCAUUUUAACUCCUGAUGACCCCAUUUCUCAAGAUGAACUUCAAAACAAAAAAUUCGAUUAUAGCAAAUUGGACACUUAUGACAUUUUGAACAGAGCUAGGUAUUUCGUUGAUCGUGGCGAUUUAAUGAUGGCCCUGAAAUACAUGAACCUUUUGCAAGGUGCUCCACGUAAAAUCGCCAGCGAUUGGUUAAAGGAAACUCGUUUGCUACUGGAAACCCAACAAGCUGCCAAUACUCUGAUGGCUCAUGCUGCCGCCAGUGGUCUAUUGUAUUUGUAAAUUUUGUUUUAAUUUAAAUUCUAUAUUAUCAUUUAAAUAACUAAAUUAAAUUUCUAUAAAUGAUUGCAAUGUCUACAAGUUGAAAGCUUAAGCAUCUGUCAAAGUUGUAUUUUACUCGAUCACAAAUCAAAAACACAGUUAAUAUCAUUGAACCUUUGGUCAUUAAGUACAA